AUGGCGCCUCCCGACAAAAUUACGGUUGCUAUACGCGUUCGUCCCAUCACUGAGACCGGUGGACAUGAUGUUGUUACUCACGAUGACUCGAGCUCUUCACUUAUUAUUGGCGCUGAUCGCUCUUUCACUUUUGAUUAUAUAUUUUCCAAUAACUCUGAACAAAUAUCUGUUUAUGAAACUCUAGUUUUAUCCCUUGUGAGAGAUUGUUUGCAGGGAAUUAAUGCGACUGUUCUGGCUUAUGGACAGGCUUAUAUCCUCACUCAGUACACUCUUCAGACCGGUUCGGGUAAAACCUAUACUAUGGGCACUGCAUUCGAAUUUGAGGGUACUGAGUUACCACCAAGUGCUGGCAUCAUCCCGCGUGCUUUUAUGGAUCUCUUCGAGCGUAUAAAGUCAAUGGAGGAUGUCGAAGUAAACGUCGAGGCGCAGUUCGUUGAGCUUUAUAAUGAGGAACUGCAUGACCUUCUUACCCCAAAAAAGAAUAUCGUAAAAGUUCAAGAAAAGAGCGGGGGUGGCAUAUAUCUUUCUGGAGCCACAACGGUUGCAUUACAUUCUGCUGAGGAGGCCUUAGCAGUAUUACGCUCCGGCGGUUACUCCCGUUCUACGGCUUCCACAAAAAUGAACGCACAAAGUUCGCGUUCACACGCUAUCCUUACCUUACUUGUUAACCAAAAGAAGAAAGAUGAGACGGGCCUACGUGUGGAGCUUAUCUCAUCAAAAUUUCAUUUUGUUGACCUCGCCGGAAGUGAACGACUUGGCCGUACUGGUGCUGAAGGCGAUAGAGCUAAAGAAGGCAUCAAAAUUAACUUCGGACUGCUGGCCCUUGGAAACGUUAUCAAUGCCCUUUCGGAAAACCAAAAGCAUGUUCCCUACCGUGACUCAAAACUGACUCGACUACUUUGUGAUUCGCUGGGCGGGAACUCGCGAACUGUCUUGAUAGCCUGUAUUUCGCCUGCAGAUAUCGAUCUAGGAGAGUCUGUCAAUACGUUACAAUACGCCACAAGAGCGAAGAAAAUAAGGAACGUGAUUUCUGUUAACAUUGACAAUCUAUCGUCCUCUGAUGCCGCCGUUUUGAAAAAGCUAAUGGCAGAAAACAGACGACUUCGUCAGCAACUGAAGACAAGGGGAGGGUCAUGCCAGCUACCCCUCACAGGAAAGACUGGUAUUCAGACUAGUUUCUACCUCAACCAAACUCGCGCUGUAGUUAUUGUAGAAUCUACGCCAACCACCGAUACGGACGCGGUUAACCGGUUCAUUUUAACCGACAUGAUACUCGUCCAUCGGCGAUACGCUUUGAAGGACAGAUUCGGAUCUCCGCAUUUUUAA
Messenger RNA from Dibothriocephalus latus, 1326 nucleotides. NCBI's taxonomy places the organism in Eukaryota, Metazoa, Platyhelminthes, Cestoda, Diphyllobothriidea, Diphyllobothriidae. The record is from the annotation of a GenBank genome assembly.